UAAGGAGUAGCCGUAAUACAGCAAUGAAGUGUGGGAUUGCGGCAAAUUGAAUGUACGCGUAGGGAGGUAACCCUAUAAUGUAAAUAUCAUACUGUGGUAUAUUAUAAAGUCUAUAUUAUAAAGGAGUGAUAGUUGAACUUGUGGGGCAGACAAAGUGUGAAGAUGCCUCGCUUCGCGCAACUAGUUAUGGGUCCUGCUGGCAGUGGAAAGAGUACGUAUUGUUCCACCAUGAUCCAGCAUGCGGAGUCGAUCAAUCGCUCUAUUCAGGUCGUUAAUCUGGACCCUGCAGCUGAAUAUUUUAGUUAUCCCGUUAUGGCAGACAUCAGAGAGCUGAUCCAGGUAGAUGAUGUCAUGGAAGACGACUCUUUGAGAUUUGGUCCAAAUGGAGGACUAGUCUUCUGCAUGGAGUACUUUGCCACUAACUUUGAUUGGCUGGAAGAGAGCCUUGGCCAUGUAGAGGAUGACUACAUCCUCUUUGACUGCCCAGGACAAAUUGAGCUAUACACACAUCUCCCGGUCAUGAAGCAGCUAGUGGAACAGCUCCAGCAGUGGGAGUUUCGUGUUUGCGGUGUCUUCCUCGUUGACUCCCAGUUCAUGGUGGAGACUUUUAAGUUCAUCUCUGGUGUCAUGGCAGCUUUGAGUGCCAUGGUGUCUCUGGAAAUUCCUCAAGUCAACAUCAUGACAAAGAUGGACCUGCUAAGCCCAAAAGCUAAGAAAGAAAUAGAAAAAUACCUGGAUCCAGACAUGUACUCAAUGAUGGAGGAUAACUCUGUCAUGAUGAGAAGUCAGAAGUUCCACAAACUCACCAAAGCCAUUUGUGGGCUGAUUGAUGACUACAGUAUGGUGAGAUUUCUACCCUUUGACCGUACUGACGAGGAGGGCGUCAAUAUAGUUCUCCAGAACAUUGACUUCUCCAUUCAGUAUGGAGAGGACUUGGAGGUCAAGGAGCCCAGGGAAACCGAUGAAGAUCCUAUGAACACAAAUUAUGACGAACUCUUUCAAGAUUCCUGAUAAUAAUCCUCAAGAUGGCAUAUGUGGAGACAUGACUUAAUUAUUAUUUUUACAUUUUAAUUAGUUUUGUGUGUUUGUAUAUAUAUGUGUGCGUGUGUGAGACAUAGAGUGAAAGGGACAGAGUAAGCAAUGAGUGUGCAAUGCAUUCAUGGGAGUUAAAACAAGACAUUUCACAGUAAUAUGGGAAAGGCCUAGAAACAUAUUGCUUGUCUCUUGAUAUUUUUUCAAUAAAAUGUGUCACAUUUUGUGGUUAUUAUA
Molecule: messenger RNA, 1269 nt
Organism: Sardina pilchardus (European sardine)
Lineage: Eukaryota; Metazoa; Chordata; Actinopteri; Clupeiformes; Clupeidae
Gene: gpn3
Product: GPN-loop GTPase 3
Exons: 8
Coding region: 163-1011 (282 amino acids)
Molecular function (GO): GTPase activity
Source: RefSeq, a predicted model, not a curated record